UCGUCUUUCAUCAACCGGGCGAAAUGCCUGUGCCGUCGCUUUUGGCGUGAGGGUGACGUGGAAUAUUUGGCUGGAAACCACGCUUUCCGUCGUGGAGCACAAACACUCAAUCCCUCAGGAUACCCGAAAUGGAUCGUGCCUCUCAUCAACCUCCUGAAGCUCCUGUACCAGCAAUUCGGAAUGCAGGAUGCCGUGAUGAAUUCGACCAAGAUUAUCAGUCGUCGACGUGUUCCGUUUCAAUUCGCACCUCCAGGAUUUGGAGGUAGCUUUCAAUCUCUUGUCAACCUCGCGGAUUGUUUAGACCAACGAUUCAAACCGGAGGGCACCCUAGGCGAUUUAGAAAAAAUCAUUUCUCUCCGACGAGCUGCGUGGGAAUGUGUUCCCCCAGAGCCCUCUUUUCAAUGCACGUCUCUAGUCGCCCUUGCGGAGUGUCUUCUCGAAAAGUAUCAGAAACUGGGUGUGAUGGCGGAACUGGAUGAAGCUAUUACACUCACAAAUAAUGCGCUGGCAAUCUCUCCC
This is a messenger RNA of Pisolithus orientalis, 519 nucleotides long. RefSeq lists its product as uncharacterized. The record is from RefSeq and is a predicted model, not a curated record. The annotation marks the transcript as partial. NCBI's taxonomy places the organism in Eukaryota, Fungi, Basidiomycota, Agaricomycetes, Boletales, Pisolithaceae. The transcript has a single exon.